Protopolystoma xenopodis is the source of this 444-nucleotide messenger RNA. The record is from the annotation of a GenBank genome assembly. NCBI's taxonomy places the organism in Eukaryota, Metazoa, Platyhelminthes, Monogenea, Polystomatidea, Polystomatidae.
AUGCAUCUUUCUCUAAACCUGUUCCCGAUACUACUUCAGCGACUAAAUGAACUGGCGCACAACCUGCGGGCCCGUGAACAAGAGCUGGCCGGCCGAGGCUCGAACCACUUCGGACCGGGACUCGGCAUGGCCGACCGCCAGACAGAAGAGGACAAACGUCUGAUAGUCGAAAAUCAGCAAUUACAGGCCAACCUUAAUGUAAUGACACGUCGACUCGCCGUGAAGGAGGAGAGUUUGGCCAAGCUCAAUGCUCUUCUUCAAGAGGCCUAUCGAGAAGCGGAACAUCUUACAAAGAAGCAUGCCUCGGAGCUGGCUGCUCUUAAGGAAGAGGUAUGGCAAGAUGGCAUCAAGGGCAGACCAAAGAGAUUGGUAAACAGGGCCAAGCGGAUGAGGAAGUUGAAAAAUGUCACCUCCAGCCUUGCUUUUGUUCUCGUCUUAUCUUGA